AUGGAGUACUCUUUAUUGACAAUCAUCUCCUCACAAAGGAGGUAUCAACUUACAUGCUUUAAUGCUUUCUGGCUUCUCUUUCUCUUCACUGUCCUCUCCACAAUCUCUGUCUCAUCUUCUACAACUCCACCCUCUUACUCUGAUCACUGUGAUUCAAUUGUUCCCAAGUCCACCCCAACCGAUCCCGACUACACCACCUUGCCACAUCUCCUCCGUAUACCCAACGGUCGCUACACUGGUGGUGACAAAAUUCUUGUUAACACCUCGUCUGAUCAAUUCUACUUUGAUUACGACAAGUAUCUCUCCUUUACCACCCGAAAAGUUUAUAAAACCAAAGCCAGUGAUGUUUAUAAUAUUGAGGCCUACUUGACCUUUUCCCAAUCUUACUAUUCUAAUUAUCGUUCUCGGAGAGGUGCACUGAAAUUCCUAUUGAAUGGAUUCUGGUCUGAAUCUUCUGGGAAGCUUUGUAUGCUGGGCUCGGCAUCUUGGCACUCAAGAGAAGGUAACUCUCUUGAACUUGACGCUGUUCUUGAGCUUAAUUUUGCGAAGAAUGCAACUAUCUUAACUAGUUUGGUUAAUGGAACAUUGGAGAGCUUGAGUUCUUCUGAUGAUUUGAAUUACUUUGAUCCAAUUUCAAUAUUGGCUUUCCCUUCCAUGAGUUACUACAAUUACACAUUGGUUUCGAAGGAAUUAGAUAGUGGGUUCCCUGGUGGAAUUGAUAUUCCACAGAAUCCCUCUCUUGGAUUGCAACCGGGAAGUAUAUGUUCAACGCUCUCCGGGCACCAAAUUAAGGAGGAUAUGACUGUGGCUGAGUAUGAACAGAAGUUCAUUAAUUUGUCAUUAUUUGCACUAGAGGAGGUCAAUACGGAAGAAAAGAAGAGAGACCGCUUUGUGAAAGGGUUGAUAUGGCCGAUUAAAGUGGUGAUCAUAGGUAGUCCUGCAUAUACUACUUAUAUCCAGGUGGUUAAUGCCGCUUUACAGCACUGCCAGAUGAGGAGUGAUUACCGGAAGUCCAAGGGAGAUAAGCGGGCUAACCGAGACUACCAGACAGUGGAGAAAGGAAGCAGCAGUGGUGCCAAGUCCAAUGAUCGGGGCAGAUUUCAAGGACAUCAACCUUGGAAGAAAAACAAAGGAAACCCAGAUGUGCAGAGGGAUGGAGUCCCUAAUCAGGGUAGACAAGGUGGGAUACCUCAGACCGGACAAGAACAGUGGUCGGGAAGUCAACAGAGGAGGCAGGCAGGUCCUUUUACGGGACGUUGUUAUCACUGUAGAGAGAUUGGGCAUCCGGCCAAGAUGUGUCCCAAAGCUAAGCAGGGACAGUAUGGGCAGCCGAGACCUAAUCAGCCGUUACCUCUACCGGCCCCACCGAUGCCACGUGGGCAAGUUCAAAAUGUUCCGGCACUUCCAGCACCACCAUUUCCUCCGGGACAACCUCCACAGCAGUUGCAUCAUGGCAGAGUUUAUAACUUCAUGCCACAUAAUGCGCAGGCUCCUCAGGCUAUUGAGGGUAUGUUUUCUAUACAUGGUAGAACUGCUCGUAUACUGUUUGACACGGGUGCAUCACAUUCUUUUGUGUCUAGAUCUUUUGUUAUCUUAUCUGGUAUGACGACUCAGUUAUGUGACCAACCUCUUAAUAUUUAUACACCAUUGGGAGUUGGCGCAAUUUUACGAGAGCGUAGCGGUGAUAUCCUUAUAGAUAUGGGCCGGCUUCGAUUUCUUGCAAAUUUGUUAGUGUUAGAUAUGCAUUCGUAUGAUGUUAUACUUGGGAUGGACUGGUUAUCUCAGUACCAUGCUCAGGUUAACUGUUACGAAAAGUCUAUUGUAUUUUCUAUACCAGGACAGGAGAUGUAUCUUCUUGUUGUACCACAACCUGAUAGAGGGCUUAGCACUUAUUUAUUCGUUCUUGAGGAGGACUCACAGGAAGCGGCUGCGGUAUCUCUUGACAGCAUCCCGGUAGUACAGGAAUUCCAGGAUGUAUUCCAGGAAAUUCCAGGCUUGCCACCGAGUCGAGAGAUAGACUUUGUCAUUGAUUUAGCUCCAGGCACUACGCCUAUUGCUAAGGCGCCGUACCGAAUGGCACCAGUGGAGAUGCGAGAGUUGAAAGAUCAAAUUCAACAGUUGCUCAGCCAGGGAUUUAUUCGCAGGAGUACUUCACCAUGGGGAGCACCAGUACUGUUUGUAAAGAAGAAGGAUGGAUCUCUUCGUCUUUAUAUUGAUUACAGAGAACUGAACAAGGUCACUGUUCGCAACAAGUACCCGUUGCCCAGAAUUGAUGACCUGUUUGAUCAGUUGAAGGGAGCUACUUACUUCUCAAAGAUCGAUUUGAGGUCUGGUUAUCAUCAGCUACGAGUCAGAGAACAAGAUGUUCCAAAGACAGCAUUUCUCACAAGGUACGGAUCUUAUGAGUUUCGUGUUAUGCCCUUCGGUUUAACGAACGCUCCAGCUGUCUUUAUGGACUUGAUGAAUAGAGUAUUCAGAGAAUACUUAGAUCAGUUUGUCAUUGUUUUCAUUGAUGAUAUUCUGGUUUACUCUAAGUCGGAGAAGGACCAUGCCAAACAUUUACGCACAGUAUUGCAGACACUUCGAGAACAUCAGUUGUUUGCGAAGUUUGAGAAGUGUGAAUUUUGGCAGAAAGAGGUCAAAUUUCUGGGACAUGUAGUGUCAGAAGAAGGGUUAGCAGUAGAUCCAGCCAAGGUUGCGGCCGUUAUGGAGUGGGGACAGCCUACCUCACCGACAGAGAUUCGCAGUUUUCUGGGAUUGGCAGGGUAUUAUCGCAGGUUCAUCCAGGGAUUUUCUAAAAUUGCGGGUCCACUUACUCAUCUGACUAAGAAGAAUGUACCAUUUGUAUAGGAUGAUUCUUGUCAGACUGCUUAUGCUGAGUUGAAAAGUAAGUUAACUUCUGCACCUGUCUUAGCCACACCUCAGAGUGGAAUCGAGUAUUUAGUAUUUACCGACGCUUCUUUGAAGGGUUUGGGUUGUGUGUUGAUGCAAGAAGAGCGACCAGUU
Molecule: messenger RNA, 3006 nt
Organism: Cornus florida
Lineage: Eukaryota; Viridiplantae; Streptophyta; Magnoliopsida; Cornales; Cornaceae
Exons: 2
Coding region: 1-2850 (949 amino acids)
Biological process (GO): proteolysis
Molecular function (GO): nucleic acid binding; zinc ion binding; aspartic-type endopeptidase activity
Source: RefSeq, a predicted model, not a curated record